AUGCUCCACGCCCAUGUUUCUGCCGGCAGCGACACAAAACAGGCUAGCCUUGAAUAUAGCAGCUGGCCAGCAGCGUGCCGGGAGCUCAGAUCGCAUGAAUAUGUCGAAGGUGCCGCAGAGGCUCUUGGUACGGAUCGAUUGUCAGACAAAGCGUACCUUAGUUGGUGGAAGGACCAAGUGGCCAAGUGCACCGGUAAGGGUUUAGCUGGACACGCGGAGUUGCUUUCAACAAUGGAUGCUCGCAACUGCCUUGGAGAUAUUACGGUACCGAUGCUGAUUCUGGCACCUGCGAAAAGUAGCUUGGCAGUACUUGAAGGCUUGGACUCGCAGAGAGAGCUGCAUGAGAAAGUAGUCUGGUCAAAGCUUGAAGUGGUCGAUGGAACUUGUCACGAGAUGUAUAUCGACCGCUCAGAAGAAUGUCAGAAGGCAUAUCUAGACUUCUUGGAUGAUGUUCGAAAAGAUAGCAAAUGA
Messenger RNA from Letharia columbiana, 471 nucleotides. RefSeq lists its product as uncharacterized. The transcript has a single exon. Lineage: Eukaryota; Fungi; Ascomycota; Lecanoromycetes; Lecanorales; Parmeliaceae. The record is from RefSeq and is a predicted model, not a curated record. The coding region runs from base 1 to 471 and encodes 156 amino acids.